CGGAAGUGCUCUGCCAGCGGCCGGAAGUCAGUGGGACCCGGGUCGGAGUGACCCGGAAGCGGAAGUGUCUGGCGAUGGCGGCGGCCGGGGGCCUGGGGGCGCUGCCCGACUCCCUGCUGCUGGAGAUCCUGCGGCUGCUGCCCCUGCACGAGCGGCUGCGCGGGGCCCGGGUCUGCAGACGCUGGCGUAGGCUGGUACAGGACAAGAUGCUCUGGAGACAUGUGGAUUUAAUGCCCUACAAGAUCAGCUCCAAGAUCCUGUGGCACCUGCUAAAGCAGUACCUGUGCAAUAGCCUGAGGAUACUGAAAGUGAGAGGAGCGCUCUACUCAAUGAGAAAGCAUGAGUUCCUUUCCCCAGCGCUGUUCCAGGCACUCGGGAAGCAGUGUCCCAGCCUCCAUCACCUGUCCCUGACACAGGCUGACCUCCGUCGGCUCCCAUAUGACUGUAUACCAUCUUCUCUAAAGAGCAUGAAGCUGAGCUGGUGUGAGAUUCCUACUGUGUGGUUCCAAAGAUCUGUCUCUCCAGAGACUCCCAGGGUCCUGCCACAACUGCAGCAUCUCAUGAUCCAUAACGUCUCCGCCUUUUCUGAUCAGCAUCUGCUUAACAUCUCAUCUCAGACCAGCCUAAGGACACUGAAGCUCUCUGAAACCUACCGGCUGACAGACGCUGGGAUUCAGAGAGCAGCUCCGUAUCUGGAGGACCUGGAAUGCCUGGUUCUGCGCAAAUGUGUCAUUGCAGAUGCUGCUGUUCACGUCAUCGGGCGUCACAUGAAACAGCUCCGCUCUUUGGAAUUCAGCAACACUUGUUCCAUAACAGAUGCAGGCCUGGCUUGUUUAGCAGCCUUGAAGUGCUUGGAAACCCUCCGCCUUGAGUCCAGAUUUAAACUUUCCCCUGAUGCCAUUGUUGCUGUGUGCCAGGCACUCCCCCAGUUAAGGAAUCUCAAUUUAGAUGGGAGUGACUUGGAAGACCAGGAAAUGCGUAAAAUUCAGGCAAGUUUGCCAAACUGCCAUUUCUGAUGUGUUCCCUGACCCACGCUCUGAGGCGAAACGUUAACAAUGGGGAGUUGUAUGGAACGCACAAGGGUGAGCUGUGGGGUGUUCACCCCCCUGAAAUAACUCCCAGAAUUGCUGCUUCUGGUCAGGGUUGUACUCCCAGUGGCCGUUGCAUUUAUCUGACUGAAGGCAGAAUUUUCUCUGGCUAAAACAAUUAGGUGAGCAGUGUAGGAUGAGAACCAUCCAGACAGCUUGUGUCACCUGAAAACAGGCCAGCAGAAAUUCAGUUCUGCCGUCUGCUUGGCUGGGCUCCUGAAGUGACCCCUCACCUUCUCCUACUAAGAAAAUAGCAAGGCCUGGUGAAUGGGUGGCGUAUGAGGAACGGUGGCCCUAUGAGCUUAUUUAGAUUAGAGGCAGUUUGGCCGUAGGGGUUUCUCUUUUAAGUUUAACCCUGUCUCACAUUAAACAUCAGGCAACAGGUGAACUAUCCCCAAGCACAAGGGAGUAAGUCAGCUGUCAUCCUGAUGCACAAAAGGGUUUGUCUACCCAAACCUUGGACUCUAGACCAAAUUUAACUCAGGUCAAAAGGCAUUAGCCACAUUGGUGUGCUGUGAGCAUACUCCAAAACAUGCCUAGUAGGAAGUGGACAAAGGAUUGUGCAAACACACAUUUUAAAUGCAGGGAACAGAACCUUUAAGGGGAAAGAACCCAUCACGUCUAUUUCACAAACACAGACACCAACCAUGUGCCACACAGGUCGGUGCAUGUGCGGCUGUGCUUGUGUCCUGUCCCGAGGGGUGGAGUGGUGGGCGUUCUGCUGUGACCCCAAGGGUACGUGGAAUGGGGGGGGGAGUAUAAGGAGGUCCCGGAAUGCAUUUGUCUGUGUGCUGCAGGGGGAGGCAAGCACACACUUGUUCAGCCUCAAGUUCAGUCAGAGACCACAGCAUGUCUGUGUGCUCCUUGAGGAGCACCAUCAUUGCUUCCUCUCUGCUUCUUCUGUCCUCGUGAUCACUCUGCAUUCUGUCCCUGAGCAUCACCCUCCAAGCCUGGAAUCUGACACAGCAGAACCUUAUGGGACCUCCUGCAACAUGUCUUCCCUUGUCCUCGUCUUUCUCCUGCUGUCUGGCCCCGCUGGUCUGCCAGUGUGGAUGGAGAGACCUUCAAGGCCACAUUUGCAGCUGCAAAAGAAACAGUGGACAGAGUGUUUGCUUCAGCAUUGCAGGCACACAUCUGCAGAGGUCCUAUUGUGAAUGCGUUCACGGCCCUGGAUCCCCACAAGUUACAAGCACAACAUUCUCACUUCUCCUUGGGAUCCACAGAGCUGGAGAGCAGUCCCAGGCAUGAUGAGUACAUCCUGGGGGGCAGGGCGAGUUGGGACUAUAAGUUGGGGUAGCUCACGGGCAUCAGUAUAAGCAGAUGGGGCAGUUGAGCUGAAUACUGUCACUGUUUCCCACAGGCAGUGGAGACUUUAUCGUGUAUCUUGCUCCUGAAGGUAACAGAGGCAGAAAGGAAACGGCUCCUGCACGUGUCCGGCUGCUGUUAGUCUGUGUGCUGCAAUGAUGCCUGCUGAAUUAAUUGCUGAGUGGCGUGGGAAAGUGUCCUGCCAUGGCAGAAGAAGUAAGGCAGCCCUCCCCAGAAACCUUCAGCAGAGGACUGCAACCUACUUCCAGGAGAGUUUCCUUGAGGUCUCUCUAGAGGAGGCACGGGACAUCCCGGUGCACGUAAACAAACUGUUCCAUGGGGCCCCCCUCUGUCUAACUGUACAGGAGAAUGAGAAGCAGAUAGCAACUCUGCCUGUAUGGUUAUUUCACUAUCUCUUCUAACCUGAUUAAAAACAUGAACAGAUGUGUGCCUGCAAUACUGAAGCAAACAUCAUACUUACCAGAGGUUCCUUUCCCUGAAUCAGGCUUGCCGGUGCUGGAUGAUAGGGACCGGCUCAACUGCUCUGGUGUCAGGAAGAGGUCCUGUCUUGCCACACCACUUGAUCCCCCGGUCGCCUGUCCCCCACUCUCCUCCUACUGCUGUUCCUCAUCCAGCACCUUGUACUCAGGGUUCACUCCAGUGGUCACAGAAUCAUAGAAUAUCAGAGUUGGAAGGGACCUCAGGAGGUCAUCUAGUCCAACCCCCUGCCCAGAGCAGGACCAGUACCCAACUAAAUCAUCCCAGCCAGGGCUUUGUCAAGCCUGACCUUAAAAACUUCUAAGGAAGGGGAUUCCACCACCUCCCUAGGUAACGCAUUCCAGUGUUUCACCACCCUCCUAGUGAAAAAGUUUUUCCUAAUAUCCAACCUAAAUCUCCCCCCCUGCAACUUGAGACCAUUACUCCUUGUCCUGUCAUCUGCUAUCACUGAGAAUAGUCUAGAUCCAUCCUCUUUGGAUCCACUUUCAGGUAGUUAAAAGCAGCUAUCAUAUCCCCCCUCAUUCUUCUCUUCCGUAGACUAAACAAUCCCAGUUCCCUCAGCCUCUCCUCAUAAGUCAUGUGUUCCAGACUCCUAAUCAUUUUUGUUGCCCUUCGCUGGACUCUCUCCAAUUUCUCCACAUCCUUCUUGUAGUGUGGGGCCCAAAACUGGACACAGUACUCCAGAUGAGGCCUCACCGAUGUCGAAUAGAGGGGAACGAUCACAUCCCUUGAUCUGCUGGCAAUGCCCCUACUUAUACAGCCCAAAAUGCCAUUGGUCUUCUUGGUGCAUGACUCUGACUCCUCCAGAGUAUUCCACAGGGCCCUUGGGGGGUGCUGGGCUUGCCGCCAGUGAUGCCAUGCAGCUCAUUGUAGAAGCAGCGUAUCUGGCUCUGCACCUGAGCAGCUGUUCGCCUCCCUUGCCUUCUGGUGUGCCUGCCGCAGCUCCUUGAUUUUCAUGAGGCACUGAUGUGUUUCCCUGUUGUAGCCCUUCUCCACCUUGUCCCAAGCCAUCUGGCCAUAGAUACCUACAUGUCUGUGGCUGGAUCGGAGGUGUGCCUGCUCAGUUUCUUCUCCCCGGAGACCCAGGGGAUGCAGCACAUCCUGUGCGUUCCAGGCAGGAGUGUGUUUGCUGCGUGGAACCAGCAAGGUCAAUUGGGCAGAUGCUAGGUGAGCUCUCCAUGCUGAGCAAACGGGAAAUGGGAUUUCCAAAAUUCGCAGGGCUUUAAAAGGUACGUGGCGAGUACCUGGCCACCAGACAGUGGAGUUCAAAACAGUGACCAGAGCGGUAGUGGUGUGGCAUUGUGGGACACUUCCUGGAGGCCAUUAAAGUUGACGUAAUUAACACAGUGUCUACACUGACACUGUAGCGUCGUAACUAUGUUGACUUAAGUGCUACGCCUCUUGUGGCGGUGGAAUUAUUAAGUUGACGUAGCGGGUGAUUUACUUCAUUAUAGGGUAGAUGCUGACCGAAUAAGAGCAACGUAAGCCACCUUGCGUUGACCUAACUGUAGCAUAGACCGAACCCAAAUGUAUGUGAAUAACUAAAGCAUAGAUCUCAGGUAUUAUAUUUGAAUAAUAUUAGCAGGCUGCCAGCAGCCAGAUCCUUGCACCUGGUUUGUUGGGUUACAUUGCUGUGCAUGGCUGCUUGUGCCUUCUAUUGUUUAAAUACUCCCUCCUCUUUACCUGCUGUUACAAAGCCCUGAGUUCACAUUAGCAAGUUUGGGCUGAUGUUAAAACAGUAGCUGUUAUGAAGUUUCCAUUCUGGGACACACUGAGGUUUUGAAUCUGCUGAGUUGUUAUCUGUAAUCAAAUGUAAAAUGUAUUUAUAAAAUAAAAAUGCUUUUAGAUCUGUAAA
This is a messenger RNA of Caretta caretta (loggerhead turtle), 4746 nucleotides long. It is a transcript of the gene FBXL12, whose product is annotated as F-box and leucine rich repeat protein 12. Gene Ontology annotation, biological process: SCF-dependent proteasomal ubiquitin-dependent protein catabolic process. Lineage: Eukaryota; Metazoa; Chordata; Testudines; Cheloniidae. Gene Ontology annotation, cellular component: SCF ubiquitin ligase complex. Gene Ontology annotation, molecular function: protein binding. The record is from RefSeq and is a predicted model, not a curated record.